AUGGACAGCGGAGGGACGGGGGGAGAGACCGGGCUUCUACAGCAGAUCCUGAGCCUCAGCCUGGUGCCUCGGGUUGGAAAUGCCACUGUGUGCCCCACUUCCACCGCUCUGUGCGGCUUCCCUGAGAUGUGGUAUGGCGUAUUCCUAUGGGCACUGGUCUCUUCACUCUUCUUUCAUAUACCCGCUGGACUGCUAGCUUUGUUUACUUUGAGACACCACAAAUAUGGAAGGUUCAUGUCUGUGGCGAUCCUACUGAUGGGAAUUGUGGGACCAAUAUCUGCAGGGAUAUUAACAAGUGCUGCCAUUGCUGGAGUGUACAAAGCUGCUGCCAAGGAAAUGAUUCCCUUUGAAGCACUAGUCCUGGGUGUG
Molecule: messenger RNA, 369 nt
Organism: Staurois parvus
Lineage: Eukaryota; Metazoa; Chordata; Amphibia; Anura; Ranidae
Source: the annotation of a GenBank genome assembly